UUCUACCGUAAAGCAGACACUGUGCUGUCGUAAAAAUGCAAGAUGGCGACUUCAAUGACAGGACGUGGGAUGGCUUUUAUUAGGAAUUUAUCCGGGGUGUUGCAUUCAAGGUUACCAGCUCUCGGUCCCCAGCAGCUCUCAUGUCUCCACACCAGCGCGUCACUGGAAUCAAAGACCUGGGAGAGGAGAAACCUGAAGCUGUUUCCUCCUCAGCAACUCGAUGACCUUCGCAGACCAGCGGAGGUCCACCACAGCAGGAGGCAGAUCAAGUACAGCAAAGACAAGAUGUGGUACCUGGCCAAACUGAUCCGAGGGAUGAGCAUCGACCAGGCCAUUUCCCAGCUGGAGUUCAACAACAAGAAAGGAGCAAAGGUCAUGAAAGAGGUUCUUGAGGAAGCUCAAGAGAUGGCGGUCAAAAACCACAACGUAGAGUACAAAUCCAACCUGUAUGUAGCGGAGUCCUUCUCCGGCAAAGGGAAGUACCUGAAGCGGAUCCGUUACCACGGCAGGGGGAUGUGCAGCAUCAUGGACCGAGUCUACUGUCACUACUUUGUGAAGCUGGUGGAGGGGACGCCGCCCAGAACCGAGGAGAAGACGAGCUUCGACCAGGCCAAGGAGUACGUCCAGAACCUCAAGAACCGAACCAUCAUCCACAGCCUGUAGGCCGGAAAAUAUUUAAUUUGUACCUUCUACUGUAUUCCCGUUUCUUUUGAAAAUUGUAAAUAAACAAGUAAAAGAAUG
Messenger RNA from Pseudoliparis swirei, 741 nucleotides. It is a transcript of the gene mrpl22, whose product is annotated as mitochondrial ribosomal protein L22. Gene Ontology annotation, cellular component: ribosome; mitochondrial large ribosomal subunit. Gene Ontology annotation, biological process: ribosome assembly; translation. Bases 43 to 663 code for a protein of 206 amino acids. Lineage: Eukaryota; Metazoa; Chordata; Actinopteri; Perciformes; Liparidae. The record is from RefSeq and is a predicted model, not a curated record. Gene Ontology annotation, molecular function: structural constituent of ribosome. The transcript is spliced from 7 exons.